AUGUUUGGCUCCAGAGACAUUUUAAGUCUCCCAGAAGGUGUCCCAGGUGGCCCCCAGACAAGAAUUCCUCCAGAGGAAGUCGACCCCAAAGAAGGUGAACAGAGUAAGGUAACCCCAGAAGUAGUGAAGCCUCCAAAGAAGGUUGAUCUACAGAGAACGGAUACCCCCGGAGAAAGUGUGCACCUAGAGAUGAUGACCCCAAACAAGUAUUACUGCAGACCAAAGUUUUCCCGGAGAGUGUGUCCCAAAGAACUGACCCCAGAGAAAGCCCCAGAGGUACACGAGACCCAGGCCCCAGAGGUACACGAGACCCAGGCCCCAGAGCUACACGGACCCAAUUUGAGGCUGAGACCCAGGCCCCAGAGGCACACACGGACCCAGGCCCCAGAGGGUACACGAGACCCAGGCCCCAGGGGUACACGAGACCCAGGCCCCCAGGCUACGAGACCCAGGCCCCCAGAGCUACACGAGACCCAGGCCCCAGAGGCUAGGACCCAGGCCCCAGGCUACACGAGGACCCAGGCCCCAGAGCUACACGAGACCCAGGCCCCAAGAGCUACACGAGACCCAGGCCCCAGAACACACGAGACCCAGACUAGGCUACACGAGACCCAGGCCCAGAGGCUACACGGACCCAGGCCCCAGAGUACACAGGACCCAGGCCCAGGCUACACAGGACCCAGGCCCCAGAGGCUACGAGGACCCAGGCCCCAGGCUACGAGGACCCAGGCCCCAGAGCUACACGAGACCCAGGCCCCAGAGCUACACGAGACCCAGGCCCCAGAACGACUUGGUGACGUGUGUUAA
Molecule: messenger RNA, 807 nt
Organism: Homarus americanus (American lobster)
Lineage: Eukaryota; Metazoa; Arthropoda; Malacostraca; Decapoda; Nephropidae
Product: proteoglycan 4-like
Exons: 2
Coding region: 1-807 (268 amino acids)
Source: RefSeq, a predicted model, not a curated record